UUAACAGUUUCAGAGGAACAAAAGUUGUGAAUCCUUUGAAUUUUUGAGGUAUUAGUCGAAUAAGACGAGAAAUUGUUCUUUAGAGUAUAGUUAAAGAAAAUCUAGUCACUAUGUUUGGCAAUCUAAAUUAUUUGUCACAAAAAUUUGACGCCGACUGUCAUAAGUUGAAAACCAUGUAUGAUGAAGAAGAUGAAAACCUCUUUGUACCAGAAGAUGUCAAUAAAAUUAUCAAAUCGACAAUCGAAAUUAAUUUAAGUGAUGCUGAAUACAAACCGGACAAGAUAAGUGCCUGGAGUGCAAAUAUUUCUGAACAAAUCCUCGCUUCUUUAAGUAAACUGAACAAGAUGUUUAAAUACGUAGUGACCUGUUCAAUAUUGCAAAGAAGUGGAGCUGGAUUACAUACAGCAAGUUCGUGUUAUUGGGACAAUUCGACUGAUGGAAUUUGUACUGUUAGAUGGGAAAAUAACAGUUUGUAUUGUAUAGUCACUGUUUAUGGGGUCGGUAUUUAAAUGCUUAAUAAAACAAAUGCACUUUUAAAUAUGUUGUAAGA
Psylliodes chrysocephalus is the source of this 550-nucleotide messenger RNA. NCBI's taxonomy places the organism in Eukaryota, Metazoa, Arthropoda, Insecta, Coleoptera, Chrysomelidae. The record is from the annotation of a GenBank genome assembly.